GGGUUCCGGGUUGCCGGGGAAAGGCGCACGCGCAGAAGCGCUCGCCGCACACCCGACCGCCCCUUGCUCGGGUGUCGAAAGUGGUAUCGCGUGAGAUCCGCAGCCAAUGAGAAGGCGGAAGUGACGGCCGGUUCGCAGCCGCUGGCAGCUAUUGCAAGGUUGAAGCCAGAGUGGACCGUUCUUUUGGAGCUGCUGUUCCCUCACUGUUGAGGCAUCACCGAGAGCUCAGCACCAAGGCUGAACUGUACCAUUUAGAAGAAUGGAAGCAGAUGCAUCUGUAGACAUGUUUUCAAAAGUCCUGGAGAAUCAGUUGCUUCAGACUACCAAAUUAGUGGAAGAACAUUUGGAUUCUGAAAUUCAGAAACUGGAUCAGAUGGAUGAGGAUGAAUUGGAACGCCUCAAAGAAAAGAGACUUGAGGCACUAAGGAAGGCUCAACAGCAGAAACAAGAAUGGCUUUCUAAAGGACAUGGGGAAUACAGAGAGAUCCCUAGUGAGAGAGACUUUUUUCAAGAAGUCAAGGAGAGUAAAAAAGUGGUUUGCCAUUUCUACAGAGAUUCCACAUUCAGGUGUAAAAUACUAGACAGACAUUUGGUGAUAUUGUCCAAGAAACACCUUGAGACCAAGUUUUUGAAGCUGAAUGUGGAAAAAGCACCUUUCCUUUGUGAGAGACUGCGUAUCAAAGUCAUUCCCACACUAGCACUGGUAAAAGAUGGGAAAACACAAGAUUAUGUUGUUGGAUUUACUGACCUAGGAAAUACAGAUGACUUUACCACAGAAACUUUAGAAUGGAGGCUCGGUUGUUCAGACAUUCUUAAUUACAGUGGAAAUUUAAUGGAGCCACCAUUUCAGAACCAAAAGAAAUUUGGAACAAACUUUACAAAGCUGGAAAAGAAAACUAUCCGAGGAAAGAAAUAUGAUUCAGACUCUGACGAUGAUUAGAGCUCAGUUAUAUAUUUCUGCUUCAGAUUUAAAUGUGUUUUCUAAAUUUUAUUGAUUUCGAUACAUAAGUCAUCUACUACAUGCUGGGGUUUUAUACAGUUACAUCACACUGAAAAGCAUCUUUACGAUUUUAUGUGUGGCAUCAUGUUUAAGUUGAGGAAAACUGAGUUCUUAAAUAUCUGGGAAAGGUCUGUAUUCUCUAUUUUUGAGAUUGAUUUUAUCGCAAUAUGAUUCUUACGUCUUUAUACCAUUCAUAAUUGUGUUUUUUAAUGUACUGAAUUAGAAAUAGAAAUUCAAAAACUAUUUCAAGACUAAUUCUUGAUCAGCAUUAUUUACAACAGGUCAAGUAACAUUUACUGGUGUAACACACUGCACUUGUAAAUGAAUUGCACACUCUUCUGGAAUAUAUUUAAAUAACUAUUAAAGAACUGCUUAUUUAUUCUG
Messenger RNA from Lemur catta (Ring-tailed lemur), 1384 nucleotides. It is a transcript of the gene TXNDC9, whose product is annotated as thioredoxin domain containing 9. The record is from RefSeq and is a predicted model, not a curated record. Gene Ontology annotation, cellular component: cytoplasm. Bases 260 to 940 code for a protein of 226 amino acids. Gene Ontology annotation, biological process: microtubule cytoskeleton organization. NCBI's taxonomy places the organism in Eukaryota, Metazoa, Chordata, Mammalia, Primates, Lemuridae. The transcript is spliced from 5 exons.